AUGACUGAACGAAAUGAUUCAUGUGAAUGUAAAGAAAAUUUUUAUUGUUUUUUGUGUAAAUUUAAAGAAUUUGAACAAUUAAAAAAUUGUUCAGAUUUACAACUUCAAAAUAAAUUUGAAGAAUUAAAUAAAAGAUUAGAUGAUUUAAUCGAUCCUUUAGAGAAAGGAAUAAAAGAAAAUAUUAAAGAAAUAAAUAAAUUAAAAGAUCAUUUCGCAAAUUUAGUAAAUAUUCGUCAAUGUUAUACAGAUGAAUUAUGUAAACGUAAAAUUGAAUUUAUUUCAAAAUAUGAUCGUGUGAAUGAAAAGUCUACUCAUAAUAUCAUACUUGACUCAACUAAAGAAAUUAAAGAGAUGGUUAUCGAUGAAUUACCUGGUUAUGAUCAAGUAGUUAGUACUUAUAAUAAUUUUAUUGAAGAAUUUUUUAAUUUUUAUAAGUUUGAACAAGAAAAAAGAACUAUUUUUAAAGAAAAUAUAGAAUUUAUCACGUCAGAUGAAUUCCAAUUAUUGGAUAAUAAAAUUAUUAAAAUUCCUACGACUGAAAUUUAUAUGAUUGAAAUUUCUUGA
Funneliformis caledonium is the source of this 564-nucleotide messenger RNA. The record is from the annotation of a GenBank genome assembly. Lineage: Eukaryota; Fungi; Glomeromycota; Glomeromycetes; Glomerales; Glomeraceae.